AGCAAAAGAUGUAAUGUUCGUUCCUCACUCUUCCCUCAGUGCUGCCUUGCCCUUUGCGGAGGUUGAGAAGUGUGAACACAUCCUGUUUAUCUCAGCAGCACCACUACCGUGCUGGGUUCAGUGGCAGCAGUGCAGACAGAGCUGGCCCCGCCAUGGAAGCGCUGCCCAUCUACCAUGGGGGCAUCACUCGCGAGACUGGGGAGAAGCUGCUGCUGGCGGCGGGUGCUGAUGGCAGCUACCUGCUGCGGGACAGCGAGAGCAUCCCGGGGGUCUACUGCCUCUGUGUGCUGCACCAGGGUUACGUUUAUACCUACCGAGUAUCCAAGACAGAAACUGGGUCCUGGAGUGCUGAGACGGCACCCGGGGUUCACCGGCGGCUCUUCCGGAAAAUGCACAACCUCAUUUCAGCCUUCCAGAAACCCGACCAGGGCAUUGUUACACCCCUGAAGCAUCCGGUCGUCAACCAUGCGAAAGCCAGGUGUUCCCCAGGUAGAAAUGACGGUCGUGACUACCUGCAGCCAUCAUGAAGACAUUUCCCAGUGGAAUAGCCCUAGCUCCCAGUAGUGCCUUCAGUCCUGCUCUAGAACAGCACAAGCUAUGAUAGUUAGUACAACUCUGUGAGUUUUCUUGUAACAUUUGCUGAAAUGUGUUUCAUAAUAUUUCUCAAGCUCAAAGUUUAGAAGUGUUAGGUUUCAGAAUGUUUUUUUUUUUUUUUUUUUUUUUUUUGUAAGAGAUAAGACAAAAGCAUCAACUAUUAAAUGGUGUCAUAUCUUUUUUUCUUUUUUGCAGUUCUAAGUGCAAAAUGUUUUCUAUUCUCAAGACUAGUCGCUCUAUUUUACAUAAACUGACUUUCGACUCUUCUGUGCUUUCUUCUGUUAGGCAUUUAUGGACAAGACCCCUUUUGUAGGCUUACGAAAAUUGUUUAUAUCGAGUAUCCUUUCCUUGAACACAGACUUGGUGUCUGUGUGACUGUCAUACAGUUCCAAAAGGUAUUCCAGACAUGGCCUCGGGAGAAUCCCCACUAGCUGAUUUCCCAUCAUAUCAGGCUCUCUGCAAUCCAACCGAAACACUCAGUGCCUCCACGUACAAAAUUUCUAAUUUGCACAAAGAAUUGAAAGCUCAAGUAAUGUUCUGAGUAAAUGAGAACAAUUGCCAGUGGAGAACCUCAUACCUUUUAUUUUCUCUACUUGAAAAAAUCCCCACCACAUGUAAUUAAAAAGAAAUAUAUAUAUGUAUAUGUAUUUACACACUGUUUACUUUCAUUUCACUGUCAUGUGUUUUAGUAAGUUGCUGCUGGGCUCCUGUAGGAGAGACUUACACCUGGAGGACUUGUUGGCUUGCAGGGUUAGCACUGGGGUGCUGGAGCACUUGGCUGCUUGACUUGGUGAGCUGCCUGGGCUGGCCAGCAGUGGGGAACACUUCCCAACAGACUGGAUGUGCUGCAGCCCUCUUGGUUUGUGUUCUGUUACUGUUUCACCAGCAGAAAUGGGCCUAUCACAAAAGCACUCCCUUCAAAGCACACAGCUAAUGUUGAGUGCAAAUGGGUGGAAAAAAUAACCCCCCAAAACAAACAAUGUCUAUAAAUCUGCAAAGAAGGACAUGGUGUCCUGGUGGACAACAGGGUGGCCAUGAGUCAGCAGUGUGCUCUGGCAGCCAAGAAGGCCAACGGGACCCUAGAGUGCAUUACAGAGAGCAUGGCCAGCAGGGCGAGGGAGGUGAUCCUCCCCCUCUGCUCUGCCCUGGUGAGGUCACAUCUGGAAUGCUGUGUCCAGUUCUCCUUGGUUCAAAAAAGACAGGGAUCUACCUAGAAGGAGUCCAGAAGAGGGCCUGAAAGAUAAUGAAGGGCCUGAAGCAUCUCUCGUAUGAGGAAAAGUUGAGAGAUCUGGGGCUGUUCAGCCUGGGGAAAAGACAACUGAAGGGGGAUCUUAUUAAUGUUUAUAAAUAUGUAAAGGGAGGUGGGAGGCAAAUGGAUGAAGACAGGCUCUUCUUGAUGAUGUGUGGCAACAGGACAAGGAGUAAUGGCCUAGAACUUGAAUGUAGGAAGAAACACGUGGAAGUAAUGGUGACAGAACACUGGAACUGGUUGCCCAGAGAGAUGGUGGAGUCUCCUUCCAUGGAGGAGGUCAUGUUGCUUAAAUAUCUAAUGCUUGAAUGUUUCAUGCCUGUACUUCCAAUUUCUUCUGCACAGCUUGGGAAGCUGGAAAUUUCUGAGAAGAUGUAGUGAGCUUUUCCAAAACCACCAGGCUGCAGGCUUAGGAGAGCAGGACAGAUCAAAUCCCACCAGAAUGGGCCAAGCUGUGAACUAGGGGAAUGGGAAGAGGCAGGGCUGCAGCCGUCUUUGUAGCAUCAGGCUACACUGGGGGGGCAUCACCCAAUCCUUCUAUCAAGCAGGCAGACAGAAUUUCUUAAUCCAUUUAGUUGUCUUGUCCCAGAUUCUGGCUUGCUGUCACUUCACUGAAAAGGAAACAGUGAAGAGUUAAAUGGGCGGCAAGAACAGGCACUCGGCAAGGUUCAGCACCUUGAAGCAGCAUUUUAGUUUGGAUUUGAUAAGGCUGCAAGUUUUAUCUUUUAUUUUAUUUUGUUCCUAUAAGUGGCCGGGUGUGUAUGAAAGAGAAUGAGAGAGAGAGAGAAAGUGCAGCAAUAAAACAUUCAACAUGAAGCAGAAAAUGCUCCUUGUAAACCCUCAAUGGGAGUAAAUGCAAUAAAUAAACAGCUGUGUGAUAACAGGAAGCGGUGGACAAUGCAGUUGCAAAUUUGUGACGAUUGCUGUUCAUUACUCAAUGUCUGUCUAAAUUAAGGCCACAUUUCAUAUGUAGUGAAAUGUCCUGCCUCCCCACCCCUCCCCUUUGCAUUGUAUUUUACUCUCUGUGUACGUUUUGCUCCAUGUCUCCCUGCUACUUAUGCUGAUUGGUUGAAGCAAGGGUCUUGUUUUCAUACACUGCCAUACAGUGACAGAUUCAGCAUGAUUUACUCCUUAAUAAAAUAUUUAAAAGCUG
This is a messenger RNA of Phasianus colchicus (ring-necked pheasant), 2996 nucleotides long. RefSeq names its product SH2 domain containing 1A (gene SH2D1A). The record is from RefSeq and is a predicted model, not a curated record. Gene Ontology annotation, biological process: regulation of signal transduction; regulation of immune response. Lineage: Eukaryota; Metazoa; Chordata; Aves; Galliformes; Phasianidae.